This is a messenger RNA of Poecilia reticulata (guppy), 7135 nucleotides long. RefSeq names its product nesprin-1-like. The record is from RefSeq and is a predicted model, not a curated record. NCBI's taxonomy places the organism in Eukaryota, Metazoa, Chordata, Actinopteri, Cyprinodontiformes, Poeciliidae.
UUCUAUUAUAGCCAUCAGUUUUGUAUAUGGAGCACAGAUCUUAACCUCAAAUAGAAUAAACUAACUAUCAUGGUAAGAAAGAAAUAUUGUCAUUGAAGUCAGGCUACUUGCAGCUUCCAGGGCCAUAUGACACAUUAUAUAAGGUGUUGUGUUGGAAUUGUAAAAACUUCAUUACCAAGUUGAGAUGUAACUGAUACAAUGAGGUUGUUACUGUAGCUUUUUGUGCUGCUGUAUGACAUUUUGGCCAUUCAGAUAGAAAAGAUACACUCACUGACCACUUUAUUAAGUCACCUUGCUAAUACCAGGUUGGAUACCUCUUGCCUUCAGAACUGCCUUAAUCCUUCAUGGCAUAGAGUCAACAAGGUACUGGAAAUAUUCCUCAGAGAGUCUGGUCCAUCAUGCAGUUGCUGCAGAUUCCAUUAUGCAAAUUUCCCAUUCCACCAUAUUCCAAAGGAGCUCUAUUGGAGCACCUUUGAGAUACAUAUUGAGAUCUGGUGACUGUGGAGCCCAUUCGAGUACAGUGAACUCAUUGUUGUGUUCAAGAAUCCAUUCUGAGAUGAUUCGUGCUUAUAUGGUGCGUUAUCCUUCUUGAAGUAGGCAUCAGAAGAUGGGUACACUGUGGUCAUAAAGGGAUGGACACGGUCAGCAACAGUACUCAGGUAGACUGUGACAUUGACAUGAUGCUCAGUUGGUACUAAAGUGUGCCAGGAAAAUAUCACCCACACCAUUGCACCACCACCAGCCUGAACCGUUGAUACAAGGCAGGAUGGAUCCAUGCUUUUAUGUUGACGCCAAAUUCCAACCCUACCAUUCGAAUGUCGCAGCAGAAAUUGAGACUUAUCAGACCAGGCAACGUKUUCCAAUCUUUUAUUGUCCAAUUUUGGUGAGCCUGUGUGAAUUGUAGCCUCAGUUUCCUGUUCUUAGCUGACAGGAGUAGGACCCAAUAUGGUCUCCUGCUGCUGUAGCCUAUUCRCCUCAAGGUUCGACGUGUUGUGUGCUCAGAGACGCUCUUCUGCAUACCUCGGCUGUAACGAGUGGUUAUUUGAGUUAGUAUUGCCGUUCUAUCAGCUCCAACCAGUCUGGCCAUUCUCCUCUCCUUUGCAAAAUCCAGUGAACUGCCGCUCACUGGAUAUUUUUAACAUAAAUAAAAAAAUAAGAAAAAGAAUAUGCUGCUGAAAGGUUUAAAGUAUUUUCAUGCUGGUUUAUAUUAGUUGAUAUAUAUGGGGGUUUUAGCACUGUGGUAUUAGUGAAAUGAAUGUUGAUUUAUAUUUUACUGUCAAAUGUAUGUUAAUUGCAUUGAAUAAUCAAUUUAUUGUUUGUUAAAAAUUGUAUAGAUGGGUUCGAGUGCUGAGGAAAAGCCGACAGAAUCACUGGGGGUUGAGAAAUUCUCAUCUGAUAUUCCCCCAGUAACCCAUUGGGAAGAACUGGCUGCUCAGGAACAUGGAACACAGCUUACUAAUAAACCAGAUCUGAAAGAAUCCAAAAGGACCACUGUAGAUAAGAUUUUCACAGAGAUACAGCAACUCUCAGGCACCAAAAUCAUCACUCAGCUCAUAGAGGUUGAACUGCACAAGAACGAACCAGAGGAUCUGGUCAUACCCACCAAUCAUUUGGAUUUGCAGCUAAGCAGACUAGCUUCUACUGUUUUUCACAUUAAGAACAGUCCCACUGAGCUUAACCCAAAAGCCAUGGCCCUGCAGGUGGAGGAGGUUCAGCAAGGGUUGCUUGCACAGGUUCAGAUGUCACUGCUCCCCCAGCUAAGAAAAGCAAAUGCUGGGAUAAAGGACAUUCUGGAUCAGRAGGAUCAGUGGGUCACUAUGGCACAAUAUGCAACUGCUGUUAUCCAUAUUAAACAAGACCAGUUGCAACUUGUCACUGAUUACUGCAAGCAGAAAGAAAUGGCAAAAAUGAUGAUGGAUCAGCUCACUGCAGAACUAGAUGUCAUGAAAAUAUCCCCACAGGAGAGCAGUUUCAAGGAGGUAGAGCGACUAUGCUGCUUCCAGAGACGUGUGGAGGGAAACCGAGUGACACUUGGGGAGCUGCUUAUGACACACUCAAAGAUUUGUCUCCACCUUAGUAGAUUGGAUCAGGAAACUGCACAGAUUGAGCAAAAUAUUCUUCUAGAAAUGUGGAGGGCUCUGGAAACAACUGUUGAAGACCACCUUCAUCAUGCAAAUGUCCAUUCUCAUUACAUCGACACUCUUCUAACAAAUCUGCACAGUCUGCAGGAACAUGUAAAUCUACUCUGGAGCGACCUUAAAGCCACGAGUUCCCUACCUACUAAGUGGAGUUGCAAGGAGGCACAAUUCCUGAUGGAGGCAAACGCUGAAAUUAAAGCAGCCAAGCAGCAAUACCUCCAUUUACAGCAACWGUCAGAAGAAUUACUUCACAGCUCCCAAUGGAAGAGAGAACCAGAGGAGAUAAACAACAAGCUCAAGGAGAUUAAAAAUGAGCUUUGCCUUGCAGAUGAACUGUUAUCUCAAACAACAAACAGCAGCAACCCUGUCAUGAAGAAAAUUAUCACAGUAAUUAGAGAUGGCCUUGCAUGGGCCAAGCAAAUGGAGAGUGGCAUUGGGGGCAGAAGCAAGUGGGUGCAACUUCUUCCUGAAGAGGUUCACCGGCAGCUCAGAGAUCUAAAGAAGCUUCAGUCUGAAGUAAUGACCAAACUCGGCCAACUGGAGUCAUUGGUGGAGGAGGUGACAGAGCUGCUUCCACAGCUGGAUCAGGCUCAGGAGGUACCAUUUGUACAUAUUUCUCUAGAACGUCUUGAAGAACUGUCAAAGUUCACCACUGACAAGCUGUCCAAAGCUAUAAAAGAGUUAGAGUCUGGGCUCCAAACGAGAGAAAAGUUAUUUGAGCAGAUGGCUGAUUUAGACUCUUGGAUUGUUGUCUAUCUACAGACAGAGGUAUCAAGGUGUGCAAAAAGUGAACCUAUACGUUACAGUGAUUUGGAGCAUAAAGUUUGCCAGGUCCAAGAACGCCUAGCUGAGGGAAAAAGACAGGCAGCAAUCUGUGAGGCUCUUUUAAUGAAGAGUAAAGACAUUGCAGUAGAACUUAGUGUAACAGAGAACUGUCAACUUUUUGACAAGAUUAGAAAGCUCCAGGAAGAGAUCAAAACCAUAAUCAACCAUGAGAAGGCCCAAAAAGAGGAGAUGGAUCAACUCAUCAAGACUGUACAAUCAAGAAAGAACACCUUAGUCAGUAUACAAAAAAGCUUAAGUCAAAUGUCAGUCGAGAUGAGCAGACUAAGGUUUCCGAUAAAAAWGGAGGCCUCUCAACUCUUAAAACCUCUAAAACUCCUCCUAGUGGAGYACAAAUCCCAGGUUGACUGUCUGAUACCAUGGACUCCUCAAGAGCAGCUGAAGGAAAUAAAUUAUGUCAUUUCUGAACUUCAAAAUAAAAUUAYAUCGCUUGAAAUGAAAUCCAGGGAUCAUGAGAAUUACCUGAACAUGAAGCAGGGAUUGGGGAUUCUGAAAGAGAACCUUCAGCGUCAAAUUAAUUUGACCAGAGAGGAUAGCAUGGACCUGGUAGAGAAGUACAAAAUGUGCCACAGCCUCCUUAUCCAAUUUUCUUUAAUGAAAGGAUUGCAUAAACAGGUUGGCUAUAAUCUUGAGUUGAUCUCUGCAGACCUGUUUCCCUCAGAGCUGACUGUGGAGCAGCAGAGGCUUAAACAAACUGAGGACAUCGUUAAUACUUGGGAAAUCACUGUCUUCAAUAAUCUCAGUCUCAUUGAACUGAAUGUGCUCACAGAAUUGGACCUUGAAUCAAUGAGAAACUCUACUCAGGAUUUUCUCUCAAAAACCCUCAGAGAGCUUCAGAGCACCUCUUUGUUGAAGCCCAACCAAGUGACAAUUGACAGAGAAUACCUGCGAGUUCUGUCUGUAAAGAAGGUAGUAGAGUUACAAAUGAGAGCAUUUCAAGUGUUAGAGCAAAAGAAGGGAAGCAAAACAAGGAGACAAUGCGAUAAGUUGAUGGACUUGAAGAAUUCCAUCCUGAAUGAAUGUGACUCAAAAAUGGGGGAUAUGUUGAGGGCAAGAGAUUGCUUGAGAAGCUACACCCUUGCUGUCAAUAAAGCAGUCCAGUUUCUGCAGGACACAGAGGUCUUUCUGCUGCCUCUCCAGGGUUCUACUGGACCAUGUUGUGAAAGGAUAGAAGAGACACAGCAUGCUUUGGCAUCUCUUCAGCAUCAGUUUCAGGCCUACAUUGAGGAGCUUCAAAAACAGGCUGUUGUGUUGACUAGCUUAUCUUCACACAGGGUAGAACAGCUCCAGGAAAUGAUUCUGAGCCAACUCCUAGUUAGAAUGUCAACACUCCUGGCAAAAGGACACAUACAACUAGAAAAUCUCCACAGGUGUGCAGAGCAGCACAGAAACCACACAAAGUCUCAAGAUGAAAUCCUUAAGAGAGUUGCUCAUUCAGCAGACAGACUCCUGCAGCUGAUCUCUCAGAAAGUCACUUGCCUUGUUGACUACACUGACCAGGAAGAAAGGCUCAUAGCACUAUCUGAAGAGAUGGAGUCCAUCAUGAAAUGUCUGAAAAACAUGAGGGAGUGGUGCUCAGAAAUGAGCUGCCGUGGAGGCCGGGAGGCAGCUGUGACCACCAUCUGGAGAUGGGUAUCAAGAUUAUAUCACUGCAUGCACAAGUUGACAGCACGCAGUAAACAGAGAAUCACAGAGUGGCUCGAGAUCGCCAACAGUGUGGAGAGAGCCUCAGCUGUUUUGAAGAAGGUGGAGGAAGAGCUUCCUGAUGCAUCUGAGAUGAAGGUAUCCACUGAGGAGCUCCAGGAGCUGCUGCAGUCUUGGGAACAGUACCAGGAAAGGCUGGACUGUGAACAUCGAGCCCUGUCUGCUCUGGAACUGCGCACAGCCAGGCUGUUGGGUGUUCCCGCCCAUCUGGAGCAGGCUCCACCCCUUCCACUCUGUCAGCGCCUGCAGUUGAUGCAGGGCCAAUAUAGCAGUGUGGGACAGAAGAGCAAGGAGRGUUUACUUGCAGUCAGGCUGAAGCUGGAUGAAAGAGAAAAGAUCCAAGAGGAGCUGCAGGUUAUCCAUGCGUGGCUCGAGAAUGCAGAGUGUCUGCUGUCAAAGAUGGAGCAGAGAAGCAGCACACACAAGCUACAUGAGAUGGAGGUCAUAGAGAAGGAAGUAUGCAGAAUGGAGAAUGAUGUCGCUGAGAUUAAGACCCUGCUCUCUUCCCCAGAGACUUUUCCCAGCCCCAGAGAGGAUAAUCUCAAAAAGAUUGAGCAGAGGAUCCAAUCAAUGAGACAUACAGUAGUAGAGAUUCAGAAAUGCAAACCAGACCUUUGUCUCCCUGAGAAGGCUGUGGAGACACUGACUGUGUUUAAUGUGGUGGAGCAGCUUCAAACUCUGUUGCUGGACCUGGAAAAGAAGGUCCCUGCCCUGUUCAUUCAACAGCCAUCCACUCCAAAUCAGGCCAAAGUGGUACCAAAGCUUCAAAACUCCAUGUCUGGGAAUGAGGAGCAUGGUCAAAUUACAGUUGUUCAUUUUGAGGAGAACAUCCUGAAGAAAUCUGGAGGCAGUCAAAGACAGGUCAGGAACCUUGACAGCGUCCAGAAAGCAGAGCUUGUUGUCUCAGAGGAGAAGGAAGCGGUGACUGGCCUUGGUACUGGUCAGACUGCAGAGGAUGGAAAGGAUAUUGAGAGCUCCACUGACACUGCAGAAGCAAGUUCAUCUGAAGCUUUGUCAGAAGCUCUAGACACAGUGAGAACCCAGUCCCUGUCUGAGAGCAUGGUAAACACAGCUUCCAGCGUCAACGUCUCCCAGUCUGACGUUAGGUCCCAGCACAGAUGUGUAGUUUCCUAGAUAUAGAGGUUACAAACACUGAUGAAUGCUUUUCCUAUCUCAAAAAUAUAUGAUGCCCCUGAGAGAUAGUUAGAACCUACGAUUUGUCAUUUUCCUUCAGAAACUUGUUGYAAACCUUCCAACAUUUUGUUAGAAACCCUGUUGUAGGUCAACCUGGCAACAUUCUGUAAAUUMUGUAUUUAAUCUAUUAUUCUACAAUCAUUCAUAAAACUGUGUCUCGGUUUUUAUUAAAACCUUUGGAGUCCUUUCUUGUUAAUUUUUGUCAAAUUACAUUGAUAUUUUCAAAAAUAAAUGUUUGUAAAGGCUUUUAAUCUAACUCAAGCUGAAUGUAGAAACCAACUAUUGCCAGCUGUAGAGUGACUUUUAGCCAAGUCUUUCAAAUUAAAAAGCAGUUUUAAGUUUAUCCUUGAUAUCCCUGAUCUGUCAAUGUAGAAUUAGUUAGAAUUCCAGAGUUCUUAGAGAAACAUGCCUUUCAACCCUGUCGGGGCAGGUAAUAAGGUGGACGUCAUCUCUGAAGAGAACGUUAGGCUCCUUUUAAAAAUUGAGUAAUUUGGAACURGACUGAAAUGGAAGUAGAUGUGUACCAGAAGACUUCUUGUUUUCCAAGUUUUCUGUGUUUACAUGAAGGACAGUGGUGCUGGCAUACAGCAUAUACCACACAUUUCUGAGCACGGUAUCUGCAACAGGUGUUUAGUGCAUUGAAGGUUUCUGUUGCACCAGACAAAUGAAGGUGCUGUGAUGGAGGGUUGGUUUGUUGUAAGUCUACUCUCUGAUGAGAUGCAAUGUCAGACACAGAGAAGAGAUUAAUGGGCAUGUAUUUUAGGCCUAAUUUUUAAUGUUUUAUUAUAGACGGCUUACUAUACUAAAACCAUUAUGAACCUUUUCAUCUAUUGUCUGCUCCUAGUGACCAGCAGCUGYAAAGCUUUUUUGAUAUGCAUCUACUAUAUGCGUUUGUGAAUUAAUAUAGUUGAACAUGCUGUUUAAUUAAUUAAAUACUUUCUCAGCUAAGUUAACAACUCAGCUACUGCUCUUCUCAACAGAUCCUUGAUUUAUGACAAGCCAGCUGAUAGAUUUUCUCUGCUUUUAUUCUUAUGGAAAUGACUUAUGUGAUUGUUGCCAUGAAAAUGCAGUGGUUUCACCUGAUACCUGCUUAAUAAACAKCUGUUGGCACUGAUUGUUGUUUUUGAUGACAUGCAGGUUUCAGUUGACGGCAACAGAAACUUUUUGCAUUACAUGCCUUUGUUCCUGCUUCUGUUCAGUCGUCUUCAUGUGUUUCAGUGCAAAACCAAAUGAAGACAAUAAAUGUGCUUCAGUGA